AUGGUUCUCUCCUUCAUCCUAAUACAAAACCGCCAAGGUAAAACGCGACUCGCGAAAUGGUACGCCCCCUACAACGACGAAGAGAAGAUCAAGCUCAAGGGCGAAGUGCACCGACUCGUCGCGCCGCGCGAUCAAAAAUAUCAAUCGAAUUUCGUCGAGUUUCGCAAUAACAAAAUUGUGUAUCGACGCUAUGCGGGAUUGUUCUUCUGCGCCUGCGUCGAUGCUAAUGAUAAUGAGUUGGCGUAUCUAGAGGCGAUACAUUUUUUUGUCGAGGUGCUGGAUAGCUUUUUUGGGAAUGUGUGUGAAUUGGAUUUGGUGUUUAAUUUUUAUAAAGUGUAUGCCAUAUUAGAUGAAGUAUUUUUGGCUGGAGAAAUUGAGGAGACGAGUAAACAGGUCGUCUUGACGAGGUUGGAACAUCUGGAUAAAUUGGAAUGA
Messenger RNA from Botrytis porri, 435 nucleotides. RefSeq lists its product as uncharacterized. Lineage: Eukaryota; Fungi; Ascomycota; Leotiomycetes; Helotiales; Sclerotiniaceae. The coding region runs from base 1 to 435 and encodes 144 amino acids. Gene Ontology annotation, molecular function: clathrin-cargo adaptor activity. The transcript is spliced from 4 exons. Gene Ontology annotation, cellular component: intracellular membrane-bounded organelle; AP-2 adaptor complex. Gene Ontology annotation, biological process: protein transport; clathrin-dependent endocytosis. The record is from RefSeq and is a predicted model, not a curated record.